Molecule: messenger RNA, 1949 nt
Organism: Kickxella alabastrina
Lineage: Eukaryota; Fungi; Kickxellomycota; Kickxellomycetes; Kickxellales; Kickxellaceae
Product: P-loop containing nucleoside triphosphate hydrolase protein
Exons: 2
Coding region: 129-1820 (563 amino acids)
Biological process (GO): maturation of SSU-rRNA
Molecular function (GO): nucleic acid binding; ATP binding; RNA helicase activity
Source: RefSeq, a predicted model, not a curated record
GUGCUCUUGGGUGCGAUUCGCUAAUUUCAAUUCCGCAUUCGACGUUCAAUUUUUCGACAUUUUUAUUUUUAUUUCACGAAUUAUCCAUUAACUUCCAAAUAAACAAGGGUCGUUGCAAAUUUUGACCCAUGGACUUUUUUAAACUUCUCGGGGCCGGUGCCAAAUUUGACAAGAGCCGCUUCAAGGAGGAUAUAUCCGUUUUCAAGCCCUCAAGGCGCGCAGACCAGCAGACAAUCGAUGUCGUAGAUAUUGUUCCAAAGGAGCUCGACUUUUUCGGGGAUCACAGCAGGCAGCAGUCAAAGAGGAGUGAGGCAGCCAUUCCUGCGAGCCAGGUCAGCGGAUCCGCCAGCCAGUUCAUAAAGGAAGAGGAUGAUCACACGCCAUUCAAAAACAACAACGAGGUCGCCACAUACCUGAAGAGCCAUCGGAUCAAGGUGACUGGAAGCGACGUCCCGCACCCAGUCAAAUCGUUUGAGAUGCUGUGCAAGGAGCACGAAUUCCAGCCGUUUGUUCUGCGCAACCUUAUAAAGUUUGGUUUCAAGCAGCCGACGCCGAUUCAGAUGCAGGCAAUCCCAAUUGCCGUGCACCGCCGGGACCUCAUUGCCAACGCGCCGACAGGAUCAGGAAAGACACUCGCGUUUUUGCUGUCCAUACUGCACCAGGUGCACACUGAGGAGAAGCAGGGCCUGCGGGCCGUUAUUGUGUCGCCGACCAGGGAGCUCGCGACGCAGAUCCAUGAGCACUUGAGCAAUCUCACCACAGGCCGUAAGAUUAAGACGUGGCUGAUGACAAAGCAGACAGCAGCAAUGCAGGCGCAGGAUCCGGCGCUGCGCCAAAAGUAUGAUAUCUUGGUGACCACGCCGCUGCGUCUGGUGCACGCAAUCCAGAACAACGAAAUUGAUCUGAGUCGGGUGCGCAACUUGGUGCUUGACGAGGCCGACAGCCUGAUGGAGAAGGGCUUUGUGGAGCAGGUCGACGAGAUCCUGGCCGCGUGCACAUCAACCAAUCUGCAGAUCUCGCUGUACAGCGCGACUAUGCCCGCCAGUGUGGAAGAGAUGGCCAAAACGAUUAUGAAGGAUCCGAUUCGCAUCAUUGUUGGUUCAAAGGGCGCCGCUACAGAAACCAUCGAUCAGAAUCUGGUGUUUGUCGGAUCUGAAGAAGGCAAGCUGGUCGAGAUCCGCAAUAUGGUCGCGCAGGGGUUCAAGCCCCCCUGCCUUAUAUUUGUCCAGUCCAUUGACCGUGCCAAGGAGCUGUUUCACGAGCUGGUCUUUGACGGAAUCAACGUUGAUGUCAUCCACUCGGAGCGCACGCAGACACAGCGGAACCGCAUUGUGCAAAAGUUCCGCACAGGCGAGCUUUGGGUGCUCAUCUGUACCGAACUGAUGGCCCGUGGUAUCGAUUUCAAGGGUGUCAAUCUUGUCAUCAACUACGAUUUUCCGCAGACCACCCAGUCGUACAUUCACCGUAUUGGUCGUACAGGUCGCGCUGGCCGCUCCGGAAAGGCAAUUACCUACUUCACAAAGCAGGACGCACCGUAUCUCAAAACUAUCGUCAACGUGAUGCGCCAGUCCGGAUGCGAGGUCCCCGAGUGGAUGCUGCAGCUGAAGAACCCGAAGCACAAUGACAGGAAGAUCCUGAAGAAGAAGCCCCUUGAGCGGGAUGCCAUCAGCACGGUGCCAAAGUAUGACCAGAAGCGCCAGAAGCACAAGCAGCAGAUUAUUGAGCAGUCAAAGGCCAAGAAGCAGCGAGUACAGCCCAACGGCGAGUCUAGCACCAAGAACAAGAGCCAUGACUCGAACGUGUCUGAAGACUCGGAGUAAAUCUAAAAACAAACACAUACAAUAAAUCAAAGCAAACCAAACUGUUUCUAUAAUUUUAAACAGACAAAAAAUUGGAGAUAAUCAUAUAAAUAGGCAAUAUAGACGAUUGUCCAUGACCUGUGAUUUCUU